ACACAACAGACCGGAUAGCGUGCAGUUGGCUCAUCGAGCGAUACGUCCUGUCCGUACAUACGAUCUUCGGCGAACUCUUGACAGCUAGCAGGCAACUCGUCAUCGUUUCAAGCAAAAGUGGCUGAAGUGGGGAGGAAAGGGGAGAGAUUCAACUCUGGUCUCCCCUGCACUUCCUGAGAAGAGUCAGCCAUGGAUGACAGCUCCUCUCUGCGGAAAGUCAGCAGUUCCACAGAGUCAGUGGCCACCGUCACCAGCGAGGAGUUUGUUCUGGUACAGCCUGGUGCCACUGGCUCACCUCAAGGCUCUGAAGGAAAACCCAAGCUCAAGAUGUCUUGGAACGGUAGUGAGCAGCUGGAGAAAGCAAUGGAGGAGGUGCUGGAUGAUGACGACGACGACGACGAUGACGAGAAAGUGGAGAAAAGUAGCGUGGAAGAGAUGGAAAAGCACAGCAACCCAGAAGUCCUGGAGAUACAACCUCCAGAGAUAACAUCGCCGUGUCCAGCGCCGGCUAGCCCCGCCAUUCAAGAGGAAGACAGCGUGCAGUUCAAUAAGCUGUCUUACUUGGGCAGCACUUGCGUCAAGGCUCCUCGCGAUGAAGCCGAAGCGCAGAGAGCCAUGGCUACCUUGCGGGCCGACAGUGCCAUCCCUAUCCCCGUCACUCUGCAUGUACCCUGUGGACCAGAAGGUUCUGUGAGGGUUGUGGACCAGGCAUCGGGCACAGAGAUUUUCUCCUUUCCCAUUUACAAGGUGUUGUUUUGUGCCCGCGGAUGCGACGGUUCGGUGGAAAGUGACAGUUUUUGCUUCACCGAGAGUUAUCGGAGCUCCGAGGUCUUCCAAAUUCACGUCUUCGCCUGCCACAUCAAGGAGGCCGUCAGUCGAAUCCUGUACAGUUUCUCGACAGCCUUUCGCCGCUCUUCGCGGCCGACUGAUAUCAGAGAGACGCCGCUGUUGAGUCCUCUUGACAGUAACCUCUUUAUUUUCACUGUCACCCUGGAAAUUAAGGAAGAUGACGGCAAGGGAAAUUUCAGUCCGGUUCCCAAGGACCGAGACAAAUUGUACUUCAAACUGCGACAGAAUGUUCCGAAGAAAGUUGUGAUUACAGUGCAGCAAAUUAGCAACAAGGAGCUGGUGAUUGAGAGGUGUUUUGGAAUGCUACUAAGUCCAGGCCAGAAGGUUUGCAAUAGCGACAUGCAUCUGCUAGACAUGGAGUCGAUGGGAAAGUCUUCUGAUGGAAAGGCCUAUGUGAUCACAGGAACCUGGAACCCCAAUAUUGCAGCCUUCCAGGCCCUCAAUGAAGACACGCCAAAAGAUAAGCAAGCCUACAUGACGGUAGCAGUAGACUUGGUCGUCACAGAGGUGGUGGAACCAGUUCGCUUCCUGAUGGAAACUUUGGUCAGGGUUUAUCCCUCAAACGAACGUUUCUGGUACUUCAGCCGAAAGACCUUCAGCGAGACCUUUUACCUCAAACUUGGACAGCAUGCAUCAGAGAGGACAGGUCAGAGUGAUGCGAUGUACGAGGUGGUGAGCCUUCAGAGGGAGGCGGAGAGAAAUAAUCAAGGCAAAGGACAACUGGCCUCACCCACUGAAGAGGAUGAGGCGGCGGAUGACGACAGUGACAGUGAAAUCUCCAGCGGGACGGGAGAUGUUUCGAAAGAUUGUCCUGAGAAAAUUCUGGAGUUGUGGGGAGCAAUUCUCACUCGAUGGCAUGGGAACCUGUCCACUCGUCCAAAGGGUUUGCACCCAUUGGUCCGUAGUGGCAUUCCGGAGCCACUGAGAGCUGAAGUAUGGCAGCUGCUGGCCGGUUGCCACGACAACCAUGACCUGCUUGAACACUAUCGCAUCCUCAUCACCAAGGAUUCAGCUCAGGAGGCGGUGAUCACUCGGGAUAUUCACCGUACCUUCCCUGCACAUGACUACUUCAAGGACUCUGAUGGAGAUGGACAGGAUUCACUCUUCAAGAUCUGCAAGGCCUAUGCGGUCUACGAUGAGGAAAUCGGUUACUGCCAAGGACAGUCGUUUCUUGCGGCUGUUCUGCUUCUGCAUAUGCCUGAGGAACAGGCCUUUUGUGUGCUGGUGAAAAUCAUGUUUGAGUAUGGCCUCAGAGCUCUCUACAAAAACAACUUUGAAGAUCUUCAUUGCAAGUUCUUUCAGCUGGAGAAGCUCAUGCAGGAACAGCUACCCGAUCUCUGGUCCCAUUUCCAAGUACUCAACCUGGAGGCACACAUGUAUGCCUCUCAGUGGUUCCUCACCCUCUUCACUGCCAAGUUCCCCUUAUGCAUGGUGUUCCACAUCACCGAUCUCCUGCUUUGCGAGGGUUUGAACAUCAUCUUCAAUGUUGCCUUGGCUCUGCUCAAGACAUCCAAGGAGGAUCUCUUGCAGGCCGACUUUGAAGGGGCUCUGAAGUUCUUCAGAGUGCAGCUGCCCAAACGCUACAGAGCUGCAGAGAACGCCAGAAGGCUGAUGGAACAAGCUUGCAACAUCAAGGUUCCAACCAAGAAGCUUAAGAAAUUUGAGAAAGAAUAUCAGCUGCAGAGAGAGAGCCAGCUACAGCAAGAAGACCCCAUUGACAGAUACCAGAGGGAGAACCGCCGCCUUCAGGAAGCCAGUAUGCGUCUAGAACAGGAGAAUGACGACUUGGCCCAUGAGCUGGUCACCAGCAAGAUUGCCUUAAGGAAUGACCUGGAUCAGGCAGAAGACAAGGCCGAUGUUUUGAACAAAGAGUUGCUCAGCACAAAGCAGCGUCUGGUGGAGACGGACGAGGAGAAGAGACAACAAGAGGAGGAGACCGCUCAGCUGAAGGAAGUCUUCAGGAGGGAGCUGGAGAAAGCCGAGCUGGAGAUCAGGAAAACCACAGCCAUCAUCGCCGAGUACAAACAGAUUUGUUCCCAGCUUAGCACCAGGCUGGAAAAGCAGCAGGCAGCGGCAAAAGAAGAGCUGGACAUUGUCCGGAGUAAAGCCACGGGUUGCGAGCACUGUCGAGAGCUUUUCACCAGCCUGGGUUCCCUGCAAGUGUCGUCCCCCGCCCGCGACGACGCAAGCUCGGAACCGCUGGACGAGGAGAAGGACGGACUGAAGGAGCAGCUCAGGGAGAUGGAACUAGAGCUGGCACAGACCAAACUCCAGCUGGUGGAGGCCAAGUGUCGCAUUCAGGAGCUGGAACACCAGCGAGGGGUGCUGAUGAACGAGAUCCAGGCGGCCAAGAACUCUUGGUUCAGCAAAACCUUGAGCUCCCUCAAGAGCUCGGCAGCCUCAUCUUCGUCCACAUCCCAGAGCCCGUGUUCUCCAAAGGAAGGCCCCCCCGCCUAGGGAUGCUCUCCUCAUGGCCUCGGCGGAGACAUUAAGUGUUCCUUUUCUGGCUCUUUGGACUGCGACAAGAGAGGAAAGUGAAACAAAUGGGAGACUGCAGCUGGCCUGAGUGAAUCCAUACUAGAUGCUUUGCUCUUUUAUAGCCCUCACUAAAACGCCGGAUGGUGAGGUAAUACUGCUUUUACACAAUUGGAGUGAUUGCAUUUGAGUGUCAAACAAAUAUUGUUGUCUAUGUU
Molecule: messenger RNA, 3542 nt
Organism: Syngnathus acus (greater pipefish)
Lineage: Eukaryota; Metazoa; Chordata; Actinopteri; Syngnathiformes; Syngnathidae
Gene: rabgap1l
Product: RAB GTPase activating protein 1-like
Exons: 26
Coding region: 190-3306 (1038 amino acids)
Source: RefSeq, a predicted model, not a curated record